ACAAAGCAGAGCAGUGAUGGACAACUGCUAUCUCAUUCUACACCAUCUAUCUUCCUACUCAUUACAGCUUACAAAAAAAGAAAACAUUCGAAGUUAUUACAUUGUCAAAUUGCCUAUAUUUCUAGGGAUACAAAUUGAGUUUUUGAAGUACAGGCAACCACUUGGCCUUUUGCUGGCCUUGGAUAUGAAUAUGCAUCACGACUUCCCUCAAGAUCUUAAUAUGUAUAAGAAGCACCAAGUUGAUGGUGAUGAGGAUGCAUCAGUAGUGGAAGUUCCGAUAUAUUUUAUGGCACCUGAAGAAUCAAAAGUUGAUGUUUUGGAGAAUGAGAAGAGUAAGGAUAAGGUUGCAGAGAUGAUACCAAAAAAUAUGCAUUAUCUGCAUAUACAUACUUUUGAACAGAGAAGGCAAAACUGGAUCAUCAAGAAUAAGUCUCGUCUAGAUGGAUCAACAAUCGAUUACAUAAGUUUUGUUUGA
This is a messenger RNA of Solanum dulcamara, 475 nucleotides long. RefSeq lists its product as uncharacterized. Bases 17 to 475 code for a protein of 152 amino acids. The transcript has 3 exons. Lineage: Eukaryota; Viridiplantae; Streptophyta; Magnoliopsida; Solanales; Solanaceae. The record is from RefSeq and is a predicted model, not a curated record.